GGAACUUCAUCUGAAACAAUGGAGGUUGUUAAAGCUUUACCCUUUAUUGUUUUCUUCAGCUACAGUAAAUGUGAGUCUCUCCAAACAAGUUUACUUCACACAGCCAGGCAGCAUGUUAACGGGCAGGGUCACCUGGAGGAGAACUUAAGAGUCAGUGUCAGCAUUAUGGUGGCUCAGUUUCUUCAGGAUGCAGCUUAUGAGGAAGUCCAAACCGUAGCUCAAGAGCUGCUGGAUCUCGCUGAACAGUGUAAGCGUCUCAGACAACGUGAGUCACCCUCAGAGUGUGCUCAUCAACUGAUGGCUUCCUUCCUUACACAUAUUUGCAACAGCCAAGGACUGGCGGAUGAUCAUGUGUUCUCUGACUGCUGUAAGAUGAAAAAUGCAGCAAGACUCAGGUGCUUCCUGUCGUACAAGAAAGACUUCGAAGACAUUCAUGAUACAAUCCUGAUCACGAGACCGGAACUGACCUGUGAGAUGGCUGAGGAGAGUAAUGUGUCCCUGAAGGCGAGGUUCAGCUAUGAAAUGUCCAGAAGACAUCCAUUCUUAUUCGGACCCACUAUCUUGACCAUGUCUGCAUGCUAUGAAACAGCUGUUCAGUCAUGUUGUCAACAAGAAAAUAAAGCAGAGUGCCUGCAGACAAAGCUAGAACCCAUCAGAAAAUAUAUUAGAGGAAUAUCUGCAAGACAUCACCAUUUAUGUGAAAUUGGGACCAAAUUCAAUGAGAAAGUGGCAAGUGCAGUAGAAUUGAUUCUACUCACUAAAAAGCAACCUAAAGCUAAUUUUUCUGAAAUCGCCAAAUUGACAGUGGAUGUUAAAAAUCUGCAUGAGACCUGCUGUGAAGGGAAUACAUUAGCGUGUGCCCUGGGCAGGCGCCAGCUUAUGAACUACACCUGCUCUAACCAGGCCAUCUUAUCCAGCAAGUUUGCUGAAUGUUGUGAGCAACCAGAACCAUUCCGCGGGGAAUGCAUCAUCAACUCAGAAAAUGACGACAAACCCAACCUUUCACCCCUGCCGCUUACAAGGUUUACCGAAGACCAGUCUGUGUGCGAACAAUUCAGCGGCAACCAGGACAACUUUCUACAAGAGUUUCUUUAUGAGUACUCAAGAAGACACCUGGAGUUGGCAGUUCCUGUCAUCCUAAGAGUUUUUGAAACAUACAAACAUGUACUGGAGAAUUGCUGCAGGUUAGAAAACCCUUCAGAAUGCCACCAGCGUGGGAAAGAGGUGCCUCCAAAGAGUAGUACUGAAAGCCAUGACCGUGUUAAAAACCUACUGUGACUUACACAGGAGCUGGGUGGUAGCAACUUCCAGAACAGGCUCAUGGUACUUUAUACUAGAAAGCCCCACAGCUGCCUGCCCAGGAGUAGUGGUGUUCGCAAAGAAGAUGGCAGCGGCUGCCAGCAGAUGUUGCCCACUAAGGGAUGAGCUGCAGUCGGCCUGUGUGGAGGACCAGGCAAAACUAAUUCUUGGAGAGCUGUGCAGAAGACAUGGCCGGAAGCCUGUUAACACUGCACUGGGACACUGCUGCAACGACUCCUAUGCCUUCAGAAAGCCAUGCUUUGAUGACCUGCAAGUCCAUGGGACUUACAUUUCUCCACCUUUAUCUUGUGACCAAGCCAUAAGCCUUAAAGAGGACUUGUGCCGAGCUCAGGAUGAGGAACUCCAAAUUGAAAAGCAAAAACUCCUCAGUGACCUCGUGAAGCAGAAGCCACACGCAGCAGAGGAGGCGUUCCAUUCCAUUGGCGAGGAUUUUGUGCACCUGGUGGAGAAGUGCUGCCAUGCGCAGAGGAGGGAAGUUUGUUUUCAGGAAGAGGUAUCU
Molecule: messenger RNA, 1819 nt
Organism: Arvicanthis niloticus (Nile rat)
Lineage: Eukaryota; Metazoa; Chordata; Mammalia; Rodentia; Muridae
Product: alpha-fetoprotein-like
Biological process (GO): transport
Cellular component (GO): blood microparticle; cytoplasm
Molecular function (GO): small molecule binding
Source: RefSeq, a predicted model, not a curated record